Phragmites australis (common reed) is the source of this 2286-nucleotide messenger RNA. Its product is annotated as receptor-like serine/threonine-protein kinase At2g45590. The transcript has a single exon. Gene Ontology annotation, biological process: protein phosphorylation. Gene Ontology annotation, molecular function: protein kinase activity; ATP binding. The record is from RefSeq and is a predicted model, not a curated record. Lineage: Eukaryota; Viridiplantae; Streptophyta; Magnoliopsida; Poales; Poaceae. Bases 122 to 2134 code for a protein of 670 amino acids.
UCUGAGAAAUGGCGAAAAGCCAACCCACUUUUCGCCUCAGUCCGUUGCUUCGCUUUGCGGUGCUCCGCUUGUCUUUUCCCCUCCGCCCCGGCCCCCGCCGCUAAACCUCCCCCCGCCCGCGAUGCCCUCGCGGCAGCCUCCGCCGCCCUCCCCCUCCCCGUCUCCGGCCGCCGCCGCCGCGGACGCCUUCGUUGGCGACGUCCGAUCCCGCGGGCGUCGCCACCCCCCGGUGGCCUCCGCGGCCGCGGCGGGGGCAUCGGCCGCGGCGGCAGCGCUGAUCUUAGUGGCUUUCGUCGCGGUGCUGUUGUGGAGGAUGAGGAGGGGGAGGAAGCGGGCCGCCGGGGCGGGGACUGGGGCGGUGCAGCCGGCGGCCGCACUGCGGAGGCUGUCGUACCAGCAGCUGCGGCGCGCCACGGGCUUCUUCGCGGCGGGGAGCAAGCUGGGACAGGGUGGGUUCGGCCCGGUCUUCCGCGGCGCGCUGCCCAGGUCGGGGCAGCCCGUGGCCGUGAAGGUCAUGGACGCCGCGGGGUCCCUCCAGGGCGAGCGCGAGUUCCACAAUGAGCUCUCCCUCGCGUCCCACCUCCUCGGCUGCGCCGCCCCAGCCCACGGGGGCGGGGUGCCCUCCAUCCUCCUCCCGUUUGCGUACUCGCUCUCCGCGCAGCCUCGCCGCCGCCGGAUGAUGCUGGUGUACGAGCUCAUGCCCAACGGGUCACUGCAGGACGCGCUGCUCGGGAAGAGGUGCCCCGAGCUGGUGGCCGAGUGGCCGCGCCGGCUCGCCAUCGCCCGCGACGUGGCCGCCGCGCUCCACUACCUCCAUUCCGUCGUGCAGCCGCCCGUGAUCCAUGGAGACGUGAAGCCGAGCAACGUGUUACUGGAUGGCGAGCUCCGUGCCCGCCUCGCGGAUUUCGGCCUCGCGCGGAUCAGGUCUGAGGAAGAGGAAGAGUUGGAGAGCGGUGCGAUUGGUGGCAAUGCGAAUGGGAACGGCAAUCCCGGCGACGGAUGUGAUGAUGAUGUGUCAGUGGCUGGCGAGAGCACAGCUGCUGUUGUAGUGAAUGGGGAAGACAAUGCUGCCAAGUCGCUGGAGGAUGAUGAGGCGUUUACCACAGCGUCUCCUGCAGAGGCCGCAUCCACUUCCGGAUGUGACAAGACUAGUGUUGGUAGCGGAUUUAAUGGCCGAAGCUGCAAUGGUGGUGGUGCUGCAGCAUCAGGGACUGGGAGUGACUGGUGGUGGCGUCAGGAUAAUGGUGGUGGUGGCGGAGGCGGUGUUAAGGACUAUGUGAUGGAAUGGAUUAGAUCGGAAAUCAAGAAGGAGCGGCCAAAGAGCGAUUGGAUUGCGGGAUCAUCUGCAAUCACCCCUGUUACUUCUACAGAGAGGAAGAAGCCAAAGCGUAGGGCACGCGAGUGGUGGCGUGAGGAGUAUGCUGAGGAGCUCACUAAGAAGCAAAAACGGCGGAUGCUUGCUAAGUCGAAGAGUGACGCUGGUGUGAUGUCUGGUAUGCAGUGGUGGGAGAGGGAUUGUGACUUAGAGGAGAAGGGGCAUUCAAGGUGGAGAAUGAUGAAAAGCUGGAGCCGGAGGAGCAGCAAUGGGAAUGGCAGCAUCGGUUGGUGGGUGGACGGUGUGAGAAGGAGCAGCAGGGAUUGGGCUAGUGGGGAGUUUGUGCCCAAGAGUGGUGGAGCAGUGAGCAGCACGCCGAGCAUGCGUGGCACAGUCUGCUAUGUGGCUCCUGAGUAUGGCGGUGGAGGGCCUCUAUCAGAGAAAUGUGACAUUUACAGCUUUGGUGUGCUGUUGUUAGUUCUUAUAUCUGGACGCCGCCCGCUCCAAAUGACAACCUCACCAAUGUCAGAUUUUGAGAAAGCGAGUCUCAUUUCAUGGGCGAGGCAUCUUGCUCAAGUUGGCCGCUUACUUGAUCUUGUAGACCCUGCGCUGCGGGAUGUUGAUCGAGACCAAGCACUACUAUGCAUUACUGUUGCACUCCUUUGCAUCCAGCGGUCACCAGCUCGACGCCCAUCAAGCACAGAGGUGCUUGAAAUGCUCGCUGGUGAGGGUGAGCCACCACGUCUUCCAAUAGAGUUCUCGCCAUCGCCUCCUGGUGGGUUCCCCUUUAAGUCCCGCAAGAAAGGUCGGCGAGUUUAGUUUGUUGGUUAGAUGAAAAAGGUAGUGUCAGCCUUCUAUUGUUAUGCUUGUUUCUUCGUGUACACCACUUCUAAUUUAUAUGUUUAAUUGAUUGGUGUGUAAAGAUCUUGAUGGGACAAAACAGUGCCAAUUUGGUUCAGAUUUGACAAGAA